Messenger RNA from Plutella xylostella (diamondback moth), 910 nucleotides. Its product is annotated as trypsin, alkaline A. Gene Ontology annotation, biological process: proteolysis. NCBI's taxonomy places the organism in Eukaryota, Metazoa, Arthropoda, Insecta, Lepidoptera, Plutellidae. Gene Ontology annotation, molecular function: serine-type endopeptidase activity. The record is from RefSeq and is a predicted model, not a curated record.
CAGUGAUUAUAUUUUAUCUUUAACUCAACUUAUAUAUAAGCUUGUAUUUUAAAAAAAAAGCACAGAGCCCAGUUACCAGUAGCCACUAUGCGUUCUGUUUUCCUGUUAGUCUUGGGAGCUAUUGCAGUUUCAGGGGCAGCUGUCCCCCGAGCUCCGCAGAGGAUCGUGGGAGGGUCGACGACCACCAUCGACAAGUAUCCAUUCGCUGCCGUGCUUCUGCUGGCUUCCAGUGGAGGGUUCUUCCGCCAGCAUUGUGGUGGCACUGUCAUCAACGCCAACUCCGUCUUAACUGCCGCCCACUGUCCGUACCGCACGCGACCGGACCAGUGGCGAGUCCGCACCGGGUCCACCCGCGCCGGCGACGGCGGCGGCGGCAACGUGCAAGCGCUCCGGCAGUUCAUCCUGCACCAGAACUUCAACCACAACACCCAGGACAAUGACAUCGCUAUCAUGAGGACCACCAACCCCAUCGUGUUCCUCCCUGGAUUGGUCACAGCUGGAACCUUUGCUGGGUCUAACUACAACGUGCCUGAUGGCGCCUCCGUCUGGGCUAUCGGCUGGGGAGCUGGCAGACCGGGCGGUCCCGGCUCCGAGCAGCUGCGUCACGUGGAGAUCUGGGCCGUGAACCAGGCCACCUGCAGGUCCCGCUACGCCGCCGUCGGUCGCACCGUCACCGACAACAUGCUGUGCGCGGGCUGGCUCGACGUGGGCGGCCGCGACCAAUGCAACGGAGACUCUGGAGGACCAUUGCUCCACGAGAAUGUGGUGGUUGGAGUCUCGUCGUGGGGCGAGGGAUGCGGGCGGCCGGAAUACCCUGGAGUCAACGUGCGGGUGUCCCGCUAUAUCGACUGGAUUCGAUCGAACGCAUAGGAUUUGUGGACUUUUGUAAUAAAAUGUUUUAGAAAAAGUA